This is a messenger RNA of Penicillium alfredii, 1131 nucleotides long. RefSeq names its product TauD/TfdA dioxygenase family protein. The transcript is spliced from 4 exons. Bases 1 to 1131 code for a protein of 376 amino acids. The record is from RefSeq and is a predicted model, not a curated record. NCBI's taxonomy places the organism in Eukaryota, Fungi, Ascomycota, Eurotiomycetes, Eurotiales, Aspergillaceae. Gene Ontology annotation, molecular function: 2-oxoglutarate-dependent dioxygenase activity. Gene Ontology annotation, cellular component: cytoplasm.
AUGGCGCCAUCUAUUGCCGAAGUACCCACCCCGGAGAUUGUUGUUCCUGUCAAGGUGAAUCCAGGAACAACCGAGGCCAAGCCCAAAGUGAGAAGAAUCAUCGACGAGGAAGGAGGGAAGACUACUGCGAGUUAUCCAGAAUACCUGCCCACCUGGGACCAUGGCCAGAAAUAUGCCCCUCUCCAACCCUUCACCCAUAUCGACCCCGGCAAAGAUGCCGACCCCUCCUUCAAGGAUCUCCUAACGGAAGGCUCCAAGAUCCAAAAUCUCACUCCAGGCAUCGGCUCCGAAGUCACAGGUGCCCAGCUAAGCAAGCUCACCUCCGCUGGAAAAGACCAACUCGCUCUCCUCGUUGCGCAACGCAAAGUGGUCGCCUUCCGAGACCAAGACUUCGCUGACCUGCCAAUCCACGAGGCCCUUGAUUUCGGAGGCUACUUUGGUCGCCAUCAUAUCCAUCCUACCAGCGGUGCCCCCGAGGGAUAUCCUGAGAUCCAUCUCGUCUACCGGAACAACAAUGCGUGGGAGAAUGAUCAAUACUUGGCAGAAAAGAAUAGCAGUGUCUCGUGGCAUUCGGAUGUCACUUAUGAGCAGCAGCCGCCCGGGACUACGUUCUUGUAUCUUCUUGAGGCUCCCGAAGUCGGUGGUGAUACAGUGUUUGUGGAUCAAGUUCAGGCUUAUAAGCGGCUUUCGCCCGCCAUCAAGGAACGCCUGCAUGGCCUGAAGGCUGUGCAUUCCGGGUUUGAACAGGCUGAGUUUAGUUUGAAGCGUGGAGGAGUCGUGAGGCGGGAGCCGGUCAAGAACGAGCAUCCUAUAGUCCGAACCCAUCCGGUCACAGGCGAGAAGGCGCUCUUCGUUAAUGGGGGCUUCACUCGCAGCAUUGUCGGCCUCAAGAAAGAGGAGAGCGAUGCUCUUCUGGGUUUCUUGUUGGCUCAUGUCGGCCGCGGCAUUGACUAUCAAACUCGUAUUCGAUGGGCUCCCAAGACGCUUGUUGUUUGGGAUAACCGUGUCACUGCUCACUCUGCGGUUAUUGACUGGGCAACCGGGGAACGUCGCCAUUUGGCACGUAUCACUCCCCAGGCCGAGCGUCCGUAUGAAACUCCUUACGUUCCAGAGGAUGAAUCCCAGUCUUGA